UUCAGUGCACAUCCUGUGAGACCCACACUGUAGCAGUCUGUUUCUAAUUUCAGCCUCAAAUUAAACAAGUUACAAUUCAGCUCUUGAGACACUGCUAUUUCAUCACUUCUGAUGCUGAAGAAUCAAGAGGCAUCAUGAAUUCAAACCCAGAGUCAGACUAUGACUAUGAUUACUUCACUCCCACCCCGAGUACGACUCCAGCAACUUGCACGGAUGCAUUGUGUGUUUUCUUAGCAAUAGCCACUGCGGUCAUCUUCUUCCUGGGUGUCGCCGGAAAUGGUUUGGUGAUCUGGAUGGCAGGGUUUAAGAUGAAGAAGUCAGUCAACACCACCUGGUACCUGAGUCUGGCCGUAUCUGACUUCCUGUUCUGCUCCUUCCUGCCCAUCAGUGUGGCUCAUUUGGUCAAAAACGACUGGGUCUUUGGACUCUUCAUGUGCAAAUUCACUUCCUUCAUCCUGUUCCUCAACAUGUUCAGCAGCGUCUUCCUCCUCGUCAUCAUCAGUGUGGACCGCUGUGUGGUCGUUAUGUUUCCUGUGUGGGCUCAGAACAAGCGCACCAUAAGAAAGGCCGCUGCGGUGGUCAUGCUAGCCUGGAUCAUCGCAGCAGCGUUUAGUUCACCAUCAGCUGUUUUCCGAAACAUUGAUAUACAUUAUGAUAUACACAAGGAGAGAAAUGUCUGUUACAACAACUACACAUCUGACCAGCAGCAUGCUGCUGUGGUGUCCUGCCGCUUCGUUUUUGGAUUUCUGAUCCCGUACUUGAUCAUUAUCUUCUGUUACAUUGUCAUCAUACAAAAGCUGAAAGGCAACCAGACGGCAAAGUUCAAAAAGCCAUUCAAGAUCAUGACGGCGCUGGUUGGUGCUUUCUUCAUCUGCUGGCUGCCUUUUCACACUUUUGCUUUGAUGGAACUAAACCACCACAAAUACGAGAGUAUUCUCCAUACUGGAAUGGUAAUCGGUGCCACUUUUGCCAGUGCUAACAGCUGUCUGAACCCGUUUCUUUAUGUGUUCAUGGGGAAAGACAUUAAGAAGAAAUGUGCACUUGUGACAAAGAUUGAAAAUGCAUUUGAAGAGGAGGAUGACCCAACCAUACAUUAAGAAACACCUUUUACCACUUUUGAAGAAGGCGAAGUAUGAUCUACUACUAACUACUCUUGCUAACACUUCAUAUGAAUCCUGUAUUCAUAAAUUAGUUUCAGCAUUUUAAGCAUAACGCUGUAAAAUCUCUGUACAUUGCUAGAGUUACAUAAGCAGCACCUUCUAAACCAAUGUUUAUACUUUUAUUACAUGUAAUGCUUAUAACUCAUUAUCUGUGUAGACCAAUGUUGUAACCCACUAUAACAGUUCUGUUAUAUGCAUACAUGAAAAAUACCAAUAUCAGUAUCAUAAAACAUCACUAUCAGAACAGAACCUUGUGAAAAGAGUGCCUUGCUGUGUAUUUUUUCUUAAUUUGAGUUUGUUUGGUUGAGUUUACCAAGUGAGAUCUUCCUAAAAGAAAGAACAAAAACAUGGACAGGUGACCCCUGUGGGAGAUAUAACUCUGCGACCAAUUGUGGGAAGAAGGAAAAUUUAAAAAGGCAACAAGCUGUAUCUGCAUUGGAAAAAUGCCACAGCAAACCCAAGCACGGGAAAAGAACUUUCACACUGGAAAAGUACAGUUCCAAAGCAGGAUGAAGCCGUGUAGUAGCUCGGGGUAAGAUAGAGAAUAACAGACGAACGCAGAUCAGAGAUCAGCGUAGUAAACAAACGAUACGAGGAUCGAAAGACAAAGAGUGACACAAAAUCGUGAUCCCAGUCCGAGCGAAGGUCAAAUAGGCAAGUAUCCAAAAAGGGCUAGGCACAAAACGAAAGUCAGCAGAACAACACUAAAGUCCAAACACGAGAAACAAACGACACAAUCCAAAACGCUCAGUGGAGUUCGGCGGAACAAUACUUCGCAUCGUAGUAGUGCUAAGUCAGGGCUUAAAUAGCCCAACCUUAGGAUCUCAUAAUUAAAUUCAGGUGGACGUCCUUAGUAAUCAGGAGACUUGGAUCUCUGCCAGGAGCGGAGUGUGGCGUAUGAAGUCACGUGAGACUCCAAAGGCCUCUGGGAAUUGGAGUCCCUGUCUUGCGAGGCUGAAUCCGAGCGCGUGACAUCGUGGCAAGAAACAUACUGCCAAAGAAUUGAGCAAAGAGAAGAAAGAGGGGAACUGCUUCAGCUCAUUGUUUAACUACAAAAUGGCACUGAUUGUCAACCUGUUAGCUGAAACACAGAAAUGAGUGUUAAAGGGAAAGUUCAUCAAAUAAACCUCUGAAAGAAAGCAAAGUUUGUGCUGCUUGGGGAUGUCGGAUGAAUAUUCAGUAUUCAGGAGUGGAUACAAGCGUCCUUGUUGCAGUUAGAACAUAGGUCCUCAACUUAGGGCAGGAGUUGAGGAAAUAACCCAGAGAUCUUACCAGUAACCACCUAGGAUACUACCAAAAUUAACUAGUUACACCCUUGCAACCAAUCAUUAUAACAAAAUGAUCAAACAAUCAAUGAAAAUAAGCACUUUUGCAGUGAAUAACCAAAAACAGCACUGCACAAACACAACAAACAACUGACUUCAACCAUUUAAUACACCAUAAACCCAAAGAAGUUAAAAACAGCUGGGUUUUUCAAUCCAAAUUACAGUUCAUUAGUUAGUUUUUUUUUUACCCCUUGUUUUUAAUUUUACUUGAACUGGAGCACUGUGUUUAAUUCUUUGGGGUUUUUAAUGCUGGCUUUAUGAAUGGUUACCUUUUUCAUCACAUCUCAGUACUAGAGCUCAGUUCUGUUUGCCGUUGAGAUAAGGUAAAGCUACUGGAUCUCCAGCCCAGUUCUUGAGUGUGCAUCAGAACCGUCUUGUGACAGUAUAAAAAAGAACAUUUUAUUCCAUAGUUGGACUCGGUCAACACCACGAUUUGUCAAGACUGAUGGCCCUGACCGAGACAAAUACAAAUACAGCCGAGUCCAAGACAAGUCCAACACACAUAAAAAACAUCUUGAGUCCAGACUUGAGACCAGACCUGUGUACUACAGUCCUACUUUCUGGCAGCUGAUUUGCCUGCUAGUUUCUGUAAUUUGUCUUGAUCCUAUUCUGUUGAUAGCAUAUUCAUCACAGUGCAACAUUGCAUAAAACUGCAGUUAAAUUGCAUGUUAAACAGAAAUCCUAACCAAAGAAUUUAAUUUCUGUACUUCCACAAUACAAACAGUUGUUCUUUCAAAAGCAAACAGACAAAAAAAAAAUCUUACAGGCUUCUCCAAUAAAAGUCACAGUUAGGCUUUAAGCUAAAGUAUUUACUACAGGAUUCACUAAAAACAACAUACAAAGGAAGAAUAUAUUGCAUUCGUGCCUUACAAGCUCCAGAAGUCAGUGCUGAUGCUCAACAUAACACAUGGAAAUAAAUAGUCUACAAACUCACUUCAAUAUUAUAUUAUGUUGUUACAGGUUUCUGCCAAGCUAGCAUACUAUUAGGUAAUCAGGUAGUGCAUGAGUGCCAGUGUUGUUUCUCCUGAAUAGUAAUUAUUCUUUAAAGUCCCCUUGACUGCACAAUCAAUCAAAGAGAUGCCUCACAGAAAUGUAUGGUAAGUGUCCUACCUCCAUACUUUUGAAUCUCUCCCUGAAGGAGUCACGUAGUCAUGUGCCAAAACAAAGCUUCAGAUGUCAGUGGUCAUGUGAUCAUUAAAGAACAAAUCAAGCAUCGGCACGGUGGCUCAAAGCAACCGGUGUCGUUUUUGUGAUACACACCCUGAGGCUUCAGGUUCAAGGGUGAUAUCACUAGUGUAUGAACCUGCUUUGUUUUUCUUCGACCUUACCUCUUUGGCUAUGUUCAGAUUACAAGCCGCAUUGCUCAAAUCCAAUUUUUCCCUCAAACCCAAUCUCUGACACCAUGGUUCACACUUUGUCUAGAUUGCUGUUCACGCUCAGAGCAAGCUCCUGGGACAACACCACCAGCUUUUCUCUGAUUUCACUCAGCCGAUUGAACUCCAAGCGAUGAGCAAUUACCUUAGCAGCUGGUAGUAGUUGGAAUGCUUUUUGUCAUGGAUUAAAUUCUGACACGUUAACUGAACUAGCAUGUAGAGAUGAUGAACUGACCGUACAUCAACUAAUAGCUGUCAAUCAGUAUGGAUCAACUUCUACAAAAAGAUUCAACAUGAAAAAUAGUUCCACCACAUAGUCUACCAUACAUAGUCUCCAGCUCCACUUUGUACACAUCUCCUCAACCUAUGUAAUGUGAAUCCUUAAUGCUAUCAAAAGAGGAGGACUUUGAUGUCUCCAUGGGGGCUUGUGUCUCUAUGGAUCAUGUGUUACAUGACUGUCAGGUAUGCACACACAAGCAUAAGGCACCAACCCAGGAAAGCAUGUGGAAGCUACUUCACUUGUGCUAAUGGGGUGAGUGUUCCUGCUAAGGGUUUGGUUCAAAAUCUUUUAUGUUGCCUGUAACCAUUUACUACCAGAAUUCUUCUGUUUUACCAGCCUUGAUCAACUGUAGAGCUAAAGAGAACUUUAUCUAUGCCCAGGUGGUAUCCCAACUUGAGAUCCCCGUUGAACUUCUUCCAACCCCAUGUUGAGUGUCUGUGCUGGAUGGGUUGGCCUGGAACCAAGUCACUUACCCUUGUCAACCUGCGAACUAGCUCCUUGCACAUUAAGAAAACCACCUUUUUAGUUUUUAAAUCAUCUGAGUUGUCCAUUGUGCUAGGUCUUUCCUGGGUAGAUAAACAUAAUCCACAAAUUUCCUGGUCCAAGAAAGAAAUCACUUCUACAGAGAGUCCAGAUAUAGCAUGUGAUAUUCAGAUUCCAGAUGUAUACUCAGACAUGUCAGAACGUUUUACCAAGGGUAUAGGCUGAGAUAGGCCAGAAGUCUUUUGUCUGUUUGGCUACAGGACCUACUCUUUACCAGUGUAUUUUGGGUUACCCUUUGGUCCCCUGGACUGCCAUAGCAUCUGAUGUGCCAAUCAUAGAUGACUGGAUUAGGCGGUGCGAGGAGGUCUGGGAGGAAACUCACUGCAGAAUAGAAAAUGCUUUAUAGCAGGGUAAAGAACAAGCAGAUCACCACUUUGGUGAGGCUCCCUCCUUCCAAGCUAGAGAUAGGAUGUGGUAAUCAACUCGGAUCUCAGUUUUAGGGAGGGUUGCAAGAAACCGCAUCCCAAGUAUAUUGGUCCAUUCCAGAUUGUAAAACAGAUUAAUGAUGUUACUUACCUGCUCAGUAUCACAUCUCACCCCUUUUCCGUUAUCCCUCCUCAAGCUUGUAGUUCCUGUGGUUCCCACUGUCUCUGCCUCACAACAUCCGGACUCCAUUAGCCAGAACCCCACUCCUGGUCACAUGACCACAAACAUCCCUCACCUGACUACUGAUCAUUUGCACCUGUUCCUUGUUAUGUUUACCUUUUAGUUUAGUAUAUAAGCCCAGGCUUUAUCGCAGCUCAUUGCAAUGUAUUGCCUUUGUUAUCAGAGCCUUACCAAGCCUUCCAUUUUGUCUAUUUGCCACUUUGUGUACAAACCCUGCUUUGUUUUAAUUUGACCUCGUCUCUUUGCCAUACCCUCUCAGUAUUGUUGUGAUUUCUGUUUUUGCUGGUUGCUGUGGUUACUGUUUUGCUGUAUUGGUUUUGACCUUGGAAUGGCUGACUUUGAUUCUGGAUACUCCCUUUGUUAAUAAACCUUUUUACGUAA
Molecule: messenger RNA, 5668 nt
Organism: Pygocentrus nattereri (red-bellied piranha)
Lineage: Eukaryota; Metazoa; Chordata; Actinopteri; Characiformes; Serrasalmidae
Product: chemokine-like receptor 1
Exons: 2
Coding region: 135-1097 (320 amino acids)
Biological process (GO): complement receptor mediated signaling pathway; positive regulation of cytosolic calcium ion concentration; chemotaxis
Cellular component (GO): plasma membrane
Molecular function (GO): complement receptor activity; G protein-coupled receptor activity
Source: RefSeq, a predicted model, not a curated record